Ipomoea nil (Japanese morning glory) is the source of this 2040-nucleotide messenger RNA. RefSeq lists its product as uncharacterized. The transcript is spliced from 2 exons. The coding region runs from base 1 to 2040 and encodes 679 amino acids. NCBI's taxonomy places the organism in Eukaryota, Viridiplantae, Streptophyta, Magnoliopsida, Solanales, Convolvulaceae. The record is from RefSeq and is a predicted model, not a curated record.
AUGGAUAGAAGUUGGAUGUAUCAAAGACGAACUCAACGUGGUGAUCUUAAUCAAGUUUUUAUCGAAGGAUUAGAAACAUUUAUUGAGUUUGCAUGUAGUCAGCCGAAUUUCAUGGAUGGAACUAAAAUUCGAUGUCCAUGUAAAAGAUGUCGUCACAUCUCAUUUGAAGAAGCUGAGAUUGUGAGAUUUCACUUGUGCAAAUUUGGUUUUGUGCCAAAUUACUUUGAGUGGAAUAGACAUGGAGAAAUGUCUCACAAUCAAACUUCAAUGGAGUUUGAUGCAAAUUGGAGUUUAAAUGAGCAAAAUGAACCGUUGGAAUCAUAUCAGCAGAUGGUUUAUGAUGUUGCUGGUCCAAAUCUCAUAGCAAGGAAUAUGCGUGAGGAGCCAAAUGUAGAAGAUAAAAAAUUCUUCGACAUGUUAGAUGCUGCUGAUAGACAAUUACGGUCUGGUUGUGAAAAGUUGACACAAUUAUCUGCUGUGGCUCGAUUGCUAAACAUAAAGACAGAAUAUCGUCUGCCAGAGCAAUGCUUUGAUGCAUUCUGUCAAUUGUUCAAGGAUGGUUUACCUGAAGACAAUAACAUGGUUGAUAGUUUUUACCAGACAAAGAAACUAAUACAAGGGCUUGGGCUACCAAUGGAGAAAAUUGAUUGUUGUAGGUUGGGGUGCAUGUUGUAUUGGGGUGAUGAUAAAGAGUUAACCCAAUGCAAAUUGUGUCAGCAACCAAGGUACAAAAAAUCAAGUCGUUCAUCUAACCAAUCACUUGUCUCUUACAAGAAAAUGUAUUACUUGCCAUUAGCUCCAAGACUUAAGAGACUUUAUGCUUCAAAAACAACAGCUGCUUCUAUGAGAUGGCACAAUGAGGAUCAUGGCCACGAUUCUGGAGUUAUGUGUCAUCCUUCUGAUUCGGAAGCUUGGAAGCAUUUUAAUGCAACACAUCCAUCAUUUGCAUUAGAAAGCCGUAAUGUUAGGUUGGGUUUAUGCACAGAUGGAUUUCAACCAUUUGGACAGUCAGGACAACAAUAUUCUUGUUGGCCUAUCAUCAUUACACCAUAUAAUUUGCCUCCAUCCAUGUGUAUGAAAGAGCCAUAUAUGUUUCUGACUGCAAUAGUGCCUGGACCCAACAACCCUAAGAACAAACUCGAUGUUUUCCUACAACCUGUUAUUGCUGAAUUGAAACAAUUAUGGGAAGAAGGUGUGCUAACUUAUGAUGUCUCUUUGCAACAAAAUUUUCAAAUGAGAGCUGCUUUGAUGUGGACAAUUAGUGAUUUCCCAGCGUAUGCUAUGUUAUCAGGUUGGGGAACAGCAGGAAAACUAGCAUGUCCAUAUUGUAGGGAACAUUCACAAGCAUUUUGGCUUCCUAAUGGUGGAAAAAUGUCAUGGUUUGACAAUCAUAGGAAAUUUCUUCUACUUAAUCAUCCAUUUCGCUUGAACAAAAGAAGAUUCACGAAAAAUCGUGUGGAAAUAGGUCAUCCUCCCCCGAUUAAGAAUGGCACAGAAAUUUUAAGAGAAAUCGAUGAAUUUGGACUAUUAAAAGUUACAGGUGCUAAUGCAGAAGAGAUGAAUAAAUCAUGCAGUCGUAGUUGUGGAUGGAGAAAACGAAGUAUUUUUUGGGAUUUACCAUAUUGGGAAUCAAAUCUCAUUCGACAUAAUCUUGAUGUCAUGCACAUCGAGAAAAAUGUUUUUGAGAAUGUUUUCAAUACAGUAAUGGUGAUUCAAGGUAAAACAAAAGACAAUGCGAAAGCAAGAGAAGAUUUAAAACUCUUUUGUAACAGAAAAGAGUUAGAAAAGAACCAUGCCACAGGUAAAUACCCAAAAGCUUGUUAUUCAUUAGACAAUAAGCAGAAACAAGUGUUAUGUGAAUGGGUGAAAAAUCUGAAAUUCCCGGAUGGUUAUGUCUCAAAUAUGGGAAGGUGUGUAGAUAUGAGCAAGUACAGGCUAUUUGGAAUGAAAAGUCAUGAUUGCCAUGUUUUCAUGCAAAGGUUAAUGCCAAUUGCAUUUCGAGAGAUGUUGCCGACAAAGCUUAACUGCAAGAGUCAUUAA